AUGGAGUCAUCUUUCCCAUUUGGAGUGAUCCUUGCUGUCCUGGCGUCCCUCAUCAUUGCUGCUAAUGCACUAGUGGCCGUGGCUGAGCUGUUGUUGAUCCACAGGAAUGAUGGCGUUAGUCUUUGCUUCACCUUGAAUCUGGCUGUGGCUGACACCUUGCUUGGCGUGGCGAUUUCUGGCCUAGUCACUGACCAGCUCUCCAACCCAGCUCGGCCCACACAGAAGACCCUGUGCAGUCUUCGGAUGGCAUUUGUCACUUCCUCCGCAGCUGCUUCUGUCCUCACAGUCAUGCUGAUUGCCUCUGACAGGUACCUUGCCAUCAAGCAGCCUCUCCGCUACUUCCAGAUCAUGAAUGGGUUUGUGGCUGGAGCCUGCAUUGCUGGGCUGUGGUUGGUGUCUUACGUCAUUGGCUUCCUCCCACUUGGAGUCCCCAUAUUCCAGCAGACCACCUACCAGGGGCCCUGCAGCUUCUUCGCUGUGUUUCACCCGCGCUUUGUGCUGACACUCUCCUGCGCUGGCUUCUUCCCAGCCCUGCUCCUUUUUGUGUUCUUCUACUGUGACAUGCUCAAGAUUGCCUCUAUGCACAGCCAACAGAUCCGGAAGAUGGAACAUGCAGGAGCCACAGCUGGAGCUUACCGGCCCCCACGGACUCCCAGCGACUUCAAGGCUGUCCGCACUGUGGCUGUUCUCAUUGGGAGCUUCACUCUGUCCUGGACCCCAUUCCUUAUCACUGGCAUUGUGCAGGUGGCCUGCCAAGAGUGCCACCUCUAUUUAGUACUGGAACGGUACCUGUGGCUGCUUGGUGUGGGCAACUCCCUGCUCAACCCACUCAUCUACGCCUAUUGGCAGAAGGAGGUGCGGCAGCAGCUCUACCAGAUGGCCCUGGGAGUGAAGAAAGGGCUCGCUUCAUUCUUCCUCCUUUUCUUGGCCAGGGAUGGUGGCCCAGAUGUGUCGAGGGAAAGUUCCUGUCACAUUGCCACUAUCUCUCACCCACAGCUUGAUGGCUAA
This is a messenger RNA of Myotis myotis, 1008 nucleotides long. RefSeq names its product G protein-coupled receptor 119 (gene GPR119). Gene Ontology annotation, biological process: adenylate cyclase-activating G protein-coupled receptor signaling pathway; regulation of metabolic process. NCBI's taxonomy places the organism in Eukaryota, Metazoa, Chordata, Mammalia, Chiroptera, Vespertilionidae. Gene Ontology annotation, cellular component: membrane. Gene Ontology annotation, molecular function: phosphatidylcholine binding; G protein-coupled receptor activity. The coding region runs from base 1 to 1008 and encodes 335 amino acids. The record is from RefSeq and is a predicted model, not a curated record. The transcript has a single exon.